This is a messenger RNA of Symbiodinium sp. CCMP2592, 2226 nucleotides long. The record is from the annotation of a GenBank genome assembly. NCBI's taxonomy places the organism in Eukaryota, Dinophyceae, Suessiales, Symbiodiniaceae.
AUGCUCCCAAAGCUCGACUUGCAUGGGGCCAGAGGGCUUCAUCAGGAGCCAUCGAAAGCAUCCGGCAAUGAGGCCGUGAUCUCGCUGCCUCGUUUGCGGCUGCUGCGUCAGGUAGGCCAAGACAAAGACACAGGCACUGCAGGGACACUGCUGCACUCUCCGGGGCGCCGUGGUCACGCAUCCCGAAGCCCUCUGCAUUCGGACGAGGCGCGGUCACCCUCUCCACAGAGAGCAGUGCACAACGAGGAGCCCCCGAGCUACAUGCCUCAGCAAGAUGCACAGCAGCGAGUUCGGCAUCACAUGAAGCAGAAGAGGAGGAAGGCUAGGGAAGAGGAGGACAUGCGCAUGUUGGAGGAGAAGGAGCGUGCGGAGCGCGUUCAGAAGACCCUUCCGCAUGUGGAGGCCUACCGCCACGAGCUGGCGCGAAAGGCCGCAGAGUUGCACCGGCGAGAAAAGGCCGAGAAGGAGAUGGUUGCCCUAGAGCAGGAGCAGUUGACCUCUGCACGUCGGGAACGGGUCAACAGGUAUAUAAAGCCUGAGGUCAUCCAGGAGAACUUCUUGAAGUCCGAGAACGGUUCCACGCCCACUCAGUCUCUGGAGGUGCACAAGCGCGGCAGAGGGAUGGUCCGACCUGGAAGAGAAAAGGCACGGUCACCUUCUCCAGUUCGAGCCGCGCACGGCGAGGACGAGCCUCCUAAUCAUCUGGCUCAGCAAGAUGCGCAGCAGCGUGUUCGGCAUCACAUGAGACAGAAGAAGAGGAGGGCUAAGGAGGAGGAAGAAAUACGCACUCUGGAGGAGAAGGAACGAAUGGAAAGGGUUCAGAAGACCUUGCCGCAUGUGGAGGCCUAUCGGCGAGAGUUGGCACGCAAAGCCGCUGAGCUGCAUCGGCGAGAGAAGGCCGAGAAGGAGAUGGUUGCCCUGGAGCAGGAGCAGUUGGCCUCUGCACGUCGGGAACGGGUCAACAGGUAUAUGACUCCUGAUGUAAUCCAGGAUCAUCUCCUGAAGUCGGUGAGCGGCACCAUGCCCACGCAGCCUCCGCCCGCAGAGUCUUUGCCCGCACAGCCCACUCAGUCCUUGGAGGCACACGAACCGAAACGUCCGGUCGGCUCCUCCAUCCGUCGCGCUCCAAGGGAAGAGCGCGCUGAAGGAAACAGUGAUGCUACGGCAGCGCGCGACAGGCAAAAUGUCAUGCUGUCACCGAGGCGGCAAGAUGCGAGGUCGAGGAUAGCUGGUAAGACUCGAAACACCGCGGGCAGUGAUGCCAAGAAGCGAGCUGCAGGAGAUGCCGGAGAUGUUACUGCAGAUGAGUCCAACAAGGAAGUGCAAAACGCACAACCUGAAGCUGGCGAUGCAGAAGCAUUCGCGGGUCCUCCAACAGCGACACUCGCGACAGUACCUCAGCAACAACAGCCGCAAGCUGAAACCACAGGCGACGGCGAACAAAAGGAAGCGACAGAGACGAACCCAGAAGCAGCGACACAGCCUGCUGCAGAGUCGGCAGAGACCGGUGAGGUCGUCGCAGAGGGUGCUGCAGCAGCAGCCCCAGCAGCAGAAGCAGAUGGAGAAGCCGCGGUGACAGGCGAGGCAGGCUCCAGUGCGACGCAGGCAGCUGCAGAUUCUCCAACAGAGAGUGGAGAAAUCCCAGCUACCGCUGAUGCACCUGGGCCAUCGGUUGAGCAGCCUGCCACACACGAUCCAGCACAGGAGGAGCAAAAGACAGAAGCAACCGGCGAACAAAAGGAAGCGACAGAGACGAACCCAGAAGCAGCGACACAGCCGUCUGCAGAGUCGGCAGAGACAGGUGAGGUCGUCGCUGAGGGUGCUGCAGCAGCAGCAGCAGCUCCAGCAGCAGAGGCAGAUGGAGAAGCCGCAGCGACAGGCGAGGCAGGCUCCAGUGCGACGCAGGCAGCUGCAGAUUCUCCAACAGAGAGUGGAGAAAGCCCAGCUACCGCUGAUGCACCUGAGCCUCCCACGGAAAAUACGGCACAGCAGCAAGAAAAGCCAGAAGAUCCAAAGCAGCCAGCUGCGGAGACGGGUGAGGCAGACGGUGCUGCAGAAGCAGGCAAAGCAGCAGAAGGUGAAGAAGCAGCAGCAACUGCAGUGGCAGCAGUGGCAGAGGGGACAGGCGAUGGAAUCCAGGCAGCUGGAGUUGAAGCGGCUGAGGGCACUGGUGUCAAGUCGGAGGCGGAGGCAGCGCAGAAACCUGCGCCAGAAGCUACCGGAUGA